This is a messenger RNA of Hyla sarda, 951 nucleotides long. Its product is annotated as homeobox protein HMX2-like. Bases 1 to 768 code for a protein of 255 amino acids. Gene Ontology annotation, molecular function: DNA-binding transcription factor activity, RNA polymerase II-specific; RNA polymerase II transcription regulatory region sequence-specific DNA binding. Gene Ontology annotation, biological process: regulation of transcription by RNA polymerase II. The transcript has 2 exons. The record is from RefSeq and is a predicted model, not a curated record. Gene Ontology annotation, cellular component: nucleus. NCBI's taxonomy places the organism in Eukaryota, Metazoa, Chordata, Amphibia, Anura, Hylidae.
AUGAGUAAGAGCCAGGAGGCCUGCAGACCACUGUCCUUCAGCUUCACCAUAGACAGUAUACUCAAGCUGAACUCCAGGAGAGCAGACAACAAGACACACAGAGCCUUCAUCCAGAGGAGCCCCAGUGCUGAGAGCCUGCACCCCAGAGGAGAGGAGGAUGAGGAGGAGGCACAGCCCAGACACAGGGGGACACCCCUCUACCAGGCACAAGGUAGUAGAAGUUGUCUUCUCUCCACCACCACCACCCCCACCGCCACCACUCACAGCCUUAACUAUUGCACAGAGCAGUCCCCAAACUUCAGAGACUUAUCUUGCAGAACAGAUAGUCCUGACAGUCUUGAAGGUGGAUCUUCUCCAUCUCCAGAUGAACUCAGCAAGAAGACCAAGCUUUUGGCCAAGAAGAAGACUCGCACCAUCUUCUCUAAAAGCCAGAUCUUCCAGCUGGAGUCCACCUUUGACAUGAAGCGGUACCUGAGCAGUGCUGAGAGGGCAUGUUUGGCCAAUUCUCUACAAUUGACUGAGACCCAGGUGAAGAUCUGGUUCCAGAACAGAAGGAAUAAGCUGAAAAGACAAAUGUCAGCAGAACUGGAGACUCCUGUACCAGGAGAACCCAAUGGGGACCUACCAGUCAUCUACAAAGACACUUCAUUCCUGAGUAGAUGUCUCCUACCAAUGUCCUUCCCUGUCAUCUACCCUGGAAGUAACAUCCCUUACUUGUGCUUCCCAAAUCCAGGCAAAUACUACAGCCUGGCAGAUGGAGAUGUAUAAAGACAAAUUCAUUCUUUUUUUUUUACAUUUGGUUCCUUCUAUGUCAAAAAGACUGCUGGACAUUGGGAGUCAAUUUUUAGCCUGGCCAGGACUUUUUUUUUUAUAUAUGUAUUAUUGCUAUCAAUAUAACAGCAUGUACACUUAUUUUUGUAUAUUUUUUUACAAUAUGAAACCCAUCUUCCA